AUGACUCCUCCGCCAGGCUCGCCCGGCCCUUCCUCCACCGUUUCCUCCAAAGCGCCGUCCACCACCUCCUUCGACCAGAGCCAUGGAGAGCAGCAGAUGACCCGCGCUCUCGAGGACAUUCGCUCGUCGCUGCCCGCCAACGGCGAUGUCCUCCCUACACCUCCCUUGCAGGGAAAAUCCGCGAAACCCUCCAUGGCCCAUCGCAUCACCCGCAUGUUCAGCGAGCGGAAACCCGCCUCCACUGCCUCGCCCAAGGACUCGGACGGAGGAGGAUUUCGAGAUACAGGUUCUGAGUCGAGUUCAGAUGGACCAAAACCCUCUCUUAACGGCACUGUGCGCUCGGCCGUGCCUCAGACGCCCUCUCGCCAGGCGUCAUUGAGCGAAAAGCCUGCCGAUGGGCUCGUCAAGGGCCGCGGCAAAGAAAAGGAAGCGCCCACCGUCCACAAGCGCUAUGAACUUAUCGACGGCCUUCACAAACACCACCUCAAGGGCACCAAACGACAGGAAAAACUCACCGGCCUACUACGAGACAUGCUGGGCGCCGGCAAAAAGAAAGAGGACCACGUCGACGACCAGCAGUUGUCGCUGGUUUCGAGCUGGGUCGAUCAACUGAAAAACGAACGCGACAAACUGGCGCAGGACAAAAAGGGAGGCCCCAAUGCGACGGCCACGUUAGUCGACAAGUACGGCAAAUGCCAGGAGAUUGUCGGCCGCGGAGCCUUUGGUAUUGUUCGCAUUUCGCACAAGGUCAACCCAAAGGACUCUCGCAUGGAACAGCUGUAUGCCGUCAAAGAAUUCCGACGCCGUCCCCAAGAGACAUCGAAAAAAUACCAAAAGCGACUCACAUCCGAAUUUUGUAUCUCGUCGUCGUUACGCCACCCCAAUGUUAUCCACACCCUAGAUCUUUUACAAGACGCCAAGGGCGACUAUUGCGAAGUGAUGGAAUACUGUGCGGGAGGCGACCUGUACACGCUCGUGCUGACUGCCGGCAAACUUGAAGUCAACGAAGCAGACUGCUUUUUCAAACAACUAAUGCGGGGUGUUGAGUACAUGCACGAGAUGGGCGUUGCCCACCGUGAUUUGAAGCCAGAAAAUCUUCUCCUGACUACUCACGGAGCGCUGAAAAUCACCGACUUCGGCAAUGGCGAAUGCUUCCGAAUGGCGUGGGAAAAGGAAGCACACAUGACGGCUGGCUUGUGUGGCUCAGCUCCGUACAUCGCGCCUGAGGAGUACACCGACAAGGAAUUCGAUCCACGGGCAGUUGAUAUCUGGGCUACCGGUGUGAUCUACAUGGCUAUGAGAACCGGGCGACACCUGUGGCGGGUGGCCCGCAAGGACGAAGACGAGUUUUAUGAGCGCUACCUCGAAGGUCGACGAGACGAGGAUGGGUACGCGCCUAUUGAGACGUUGCAUCGGGCUCGCUGCCGCAACGUCAUCUAUUCCAUUCUCGAUCCGAACCCCGGCCGACGUAUCACUGCCUCGCAGGUGUUGAAGUCGGAAUGGGUUCGCGAGAUUAAAUUGUGCAAGGCUGGCGAAGAAGGCUACUGA
Messenger RNA from Talaromyces rugulosus, 1548 nucleotides. RefSeq lists its product as uncharacterized. The record is from RefSeq and is a predicted model, not a curated record. The transcript is spliced from 2 exons. Gene Ontology annotation, molecular function: ATP binding; protein serine/threonine kinase activity. Gene Ontology annotation, biological process: intracellular monoatomic cation homeostasis; protein phosphorylation; intracellular signal transduction. Bases 1 to 1548 code for a protein of 515 amino acids. NCBI's taxonomy places the organism in Eukaryota, Fungi, Ascomycota, Eurotiomycetes, Eurotiales, Trichocomaceae.